AUGUUGGAGCGUCAAGAUGAUGCUUGGGCCAAAACCCAGGAAGAGUUAUCUACACAUAAGGUUGUCCACGGGAAACCUGGAAUCGAGGAUCUUCCUCCGCCAGGUUACGUGUGUUACCGAUGCGGAGGUAAGGAUCAUUGGAUAAAAAAUUGUCCCACCAAUACGGAUCCUACAUUUGAAGGUAAAAAGAUCAAACGUACUACAGGUAUUCCCAAAAGCUAUAUGAAGACAAUUUCAAAAGAAGCUGUUGAAUAUAGGCUAGCAAAUCCAGAAAGCACUGAGAACAAAAUGCACACUAAUGAAAAUGGUGAUUUGGUCGACGAGGAAGGCAAUACAUACCAAGUGACGGAGGAUGGUGAUUAUGUAAUGACCUUCGCUGAUUCAAAAACAUGGUCCCUGUACCAAGAAAAACAACAGAGUGCGAAUAACAAGGCACUAAAACAGUUUGAGAAAGAGUUGGUCGAUGUGAUUGUGUCUAAAGGAAGAACCGAGUUUUUGAAUCCAUUGAAGCAGGAACCAAGCGUGCUUGUGCCACCUAUAUUCAUGACGCCUUGUUGCCAAACAAGCCAAACCUUGAAAAGACUAAAGAAUUACAAUUAUAAUCAGUUGGAGCUUGAGGAAGCGUUGAUAGAAUCCGAUUUUCACUGUCCAAAUUGCGGCUCAGCCGAGACAUACCUUGAUCAAUUGAAACGUAAUCACCAAUUGGAAGAAGAAUUUAAGUCAUUUAUUGAAAGUUCUGGGUUGGAAGAAAAUACUGGAGUCAAACGAAAGUUUUUAGAACUUCAAGAUGACGAAAAUCUGAGGGAAAUCAAGAAACCGUUGGGCCCUAAAAAUGCGAAGAACUAG
Molecule: messenger RNA, 846 nt
Organism: Candidozyma pseudohaemuli
Lineage: Eukaryota; Fungi; Ascomycota; Pichiomycetes; Serinales; Metschnikowiaceae
Product: cleavage polyadenylation factor subunit
Exons: 1
Coding region: 1-846 (281 amino acids)
Biological process (GO): mRNA processing; protein ubiquitination; ubiquitin-dependent protein catabolic process
Cellular component (GO): nucleus
Molecular function (GO): nucleic acid binding; ubiquitin protein ligase activity; zinc ion binding
Source: RefSeq, a predicted model, not a curated record